Messenger RNA from Arxiozyma heterogenica, 819 nucleotides. RefSeq names its product ERMES complex subunit MDM12 (gene MDM12). Gene Ontology annotation, cellular component: ERMES complex. The transcript has a single exon. Gene Ontology annotation, molecular function: lipid binding. Lineage: Eukaryota; Fungi; Ascomycota; Saccharomycetes; Saccharomycetales; Saccharomycetaceae. The record is from RefSeq and is a predicted model, not a curated record. Gene Ontology annotation, biological process: phospholipid transport; mitochondrion organization. Bases 1 to 819 code for a protein of 272 amino acids.
AUGUCGUUUGAGAUCAAUUGGGAGCAACUUUUAGAAGAUAAAACAUUGAAUAAUACAAUAACCAACAAAUUAAAUGAUUUUGUUGAAUCAUUAACAUUACCAAGUUAUUUACAAGAUUUGCAAAUUGUAGAGUUCAAAAUUGGUUCAACCCCACCAAAUUUCAUUUUGAAAUCAUUAGAUGAUCCGCAUCCUCAGGUUGAAGAAAAUCCGCAUAAAAAUGAUAUACAAGCUCUUUUAGAAUUGGAAUAUAGAGGUGAUAUGAUGAUAUCUUUGCAAGUAUCUUUAGUGUUGAAUUAUCCUGGUGAAAGAUUUAUGAUAUUACCUGUCAAAGUGACAAUAAGCCAGUUACAGAUGCACUGUUUGUGUUUAUUGACACAUUUAACUUCAAGAUCACAAACAGUCUUUAGUAUUUUAUGUGAUGUUGAUAGUGAUAAUAAUAUUAAUGGUCAUGAAAGGAAUAAUGCAAACAGUAAAUUUGAACAUAUAAUGAGUAAUAAUAUAAACAAUAAACCUACUUUGUCUUCUACAUACCAGACUUGGGGUUCAUCUGCACCAUUACAAAGAAUGGCAAUUGUACAAUCAUUAAAUAUAGAAACAGAAAUUGGUGAUAAUGUUUCAAAUGGGCCCGAAAGAUCAUCCACUCUAAAAAAUGUUGAUAAACUAGAACAAUUUCUUCUUGCUAAAUUCAAAGAUUUUAUUAGAAAUGAAAUUGGUUGGCCAAAUACAAUUACAUUCGACUAUAAUGAUGAUGAGGAGAAGGAAAGUGAAGAAGCAGAAGAAGAAAUAGACACUGUGGAAUGUGAAGAAGAAAUGAGUUAG